AUGCUGCUGACAGCAGUGGGCGGGGUGCUGUACAAGGCAGCAGCCGUGGCGUCCAAUGACGACUUGCCACUUGGCGAGUCUGUGUGGGUGUCGUGGACGUUUGUGUCCAACCCCAGUGAACACGUCAAUGAGGCCUCGGGUGCGAAGCGUGUGGUGAGCGCAGUGGUGUCGGUGGGUGGAAUGCUUUACUUUGCGUUGCUGGUGGGUCUGGCAACGGAUCUAGUGGCGAGCAAGGUGGACCAGCUGGAGCAGGGCCAUGGGGCCGUCAUAGAGAGCAACCACACGCUUGUGUGCGGUGAGUCAGACGAUGCACAAGGUGAUUUAGUGUAG
This is a messenger RNA of Closterium sp. Yama58-4, 330 nucleotides long. The record is from the annotation of a GenBank genome assembly. Lineage: Eukaryota; Viridiplantae; Streptophyta; Zygnematophyceae; Desmidiales; Closteriaceae.